CAUGUCAAUACUUGAUCGAAACGCUUUUAAAUAGGAUUCCUCCGGUUUUAUGUUUAUGUUGUAUCGAAAGUUACGAAGAAGAAGUCAGGAUGACGCCUGGUAUUUCUUACUUUGUUAUUCUAGGAUUAAUAGCCUACGCCAAAGUUUGUAAAGGUAACAUGAUCUCCUGGCCGGAAGGAAAGUAUGCCCUUCUCAAGCCAACCACAGGGUGCCCGGUUGGAUGGCCCCAGAAAUCAGGCUGGAUUUACCAGGACACGGAAGACACUCUACCUAGUAACAAUAGAUCCCAGUCUCUUCAUAUUGACGGAUACGUGGCUGCUAGCUACGUUCUAAGAAAAUUUUGUUUGAAGACAAAUUCAAAGGGAACAUCAUGGCCAAAAGGACAAUAUUGUGUGUAUAACAAGUUCUACGGAAACUGUCCAAAGACCAGUGGAACGUCAUCAGGUCGAAUUCGAUGGGAUGAUGAAAACACAAUGAACCAAAAUCAGUUAAUUACACCUCUUCCUUAUUAUGAUAAUUCCAAUGGUAACGUACGGUUGACKUUUUGCUGUGCAAAUAGCGGAGACAAAUCCGUUCCUAUCAAGCUACCAGCAACGCGYCCRUUUUACUUAUUGCCUUAUAAUUCGYCGAAAUGUCAACAAGUUGAGUGGAUGGUCGCCWCGACGGAAUGGAUUAAAUACGAUAAAGAAAAGACCGGCGCUGAUUAUAGCGAACGAACUGGGUCAGUACCUUAUAGUAUACUCAACAGGAAGGACAUUACGAUGUACUAUUGUUAUUAUGAAAGUAAUUUCCAGUCUCCUGGAUAUCCAAACAACUACACGGAUGGUCAACUUUGUGCCUGGAAAAUAAGUGUGCCUUCCAACUACACCAUCAAAGUAWCAUUCACAKCAUUCGACCUUCACAGCAACGAUAGUUUGGAACACUACGUCAWGGUCAAUGAGAGCUACAGUCUAGUCUAUCGUUACCAUGGAGAUGACGUACCCGAAGUYGUGACGUCACAUUCAAAUGACGUCAUGUUUGUGUUUCGCACAAACGAGAAGUUUAAUAGCUAUGGAUUCCGUGCUGAGUACGUUAUAGUCCCGACAGAAGAGCUCUUUAUAACGACUACAACUACACCAACAAGACCCACAUCACGUCCUGACACCACUGAACAUGUCAUUAGUAUAACAACAGUGAAAUCGCCGCAACCAAACGAGACAAGUACGCAUGCUCCUGCCAAAGCAUCUGCUUGCCAAAGCAGUUCCACGGUCAUUCUCAUAGUGAUACCGCUGGCCUGUUUUAUCGUUGUUGUGGUUGUUAUGAUCGAUAUUUGGUAUCGCUGUCGAAACAGAAAUGGAAAGCUAAAGGUUGACAAGGUAGAGCUAAGUCCUGACAUGGCUGUUAACGGCAUUUACGACUGUGAAAUGAUAGUUUCCCAAUGUAGCACCAUUACCAGACCAACAACCGUUGGUACCGAUGGCCAGGAAACGACCCAUCAUGAAUCAAGCGAUGACCAGGAAAUCUACCAAAACGCGGCAUACUUUCCUGACGAGUCUCCAUCAUCCAACAAACCAAGAAGUUUUUCCGUACAAAGUGAUUUUUACCUUGAGCCCCUGCAAUGCUUGCCCGAAGAUGAUCCCGAAUACAGCAAAGCUGUCGAACGCAGCCCGAUGGUGGGUUCGGAAGAGUACGGAUAUAUCGAAUCGCAUGGAGAAGUGCCUCGAGCAGUUUCCGGAGAAUACGGAUACCUUGAACCACUUGGAUACGUCCCACGAAGUGAUUCCGACGAAACGCCGAUGGAAAUCCGAGACGAUAACGAUCAGAGUAAAUUGUUCCCUGAGAUGAAAGGUGGUAAUGACGUCAUUGAUGUCCCGAGUGGCGUCACGGUGUCUGAUGAUAACCCCAUAUAUGURUAUGAUAAUGUGUGUGAGACUUUGGACUCAGAUGAGGAUUUGUACGCCAGUGUAGAUUAGAUAAGAAGUCGAUCGYMCAAGYUCRAAAUGUUAUUCACCAUGUAGCAGACUUUGCGCGCCAAGUUGACACUUACCUCAGCGGUACUAGAAUACUAAUUUCUUCCUCAUACAGUCAACUCUCGCCUUACGGACAGCCCGGCCCGCUAUUACGGACACCUCGAUAUUACGGACACGAAAUACUGAAUCCCCGGCGAAAGAUACAAAGAAAUGCCUCGAAGUAACUCCCGUUAUUAUGGACUGCUCCUCGCUACUUCGGACAAUAAAUUACGGUCCUGGGGGUGUCCGUAAUAGCGAGAGUUGACUGUAUUGCUAAUUUUUGCUCUCAAUCGUAAUCGCUUUGCUAUUAUGGGCAUUAAAUACYUCUUCUAAAUCCGGGUUAACUUUUUUGAYUUGGACAGGUAUUGUUGUUUAAAUAUACAAUGGCGGUCUUCUGACUUCUCCAUG
Molecule: messenger RNA, 2396 nt
Organism: Exaiptasia diaphana
Lineage: Eukaryota; Metazoa; Cnidaria; Anthozoa; Actiniaria; Aiptasiidae
Exons: 8
Coding region: 90-1952 (620 amino acids)
Cellular component (GO): membrane
Molecular function (GO): wide pore channel activity
Source: RefSeq, a predicted model, not a curated record